CUUUGUCAAAACCGUCAGAAUUAUUAAAAUUUUGACAUUUUCAUAAAUAUCAUCAAAAUUCAAAUUUUAUACCAAAAAUUAAUUAAUUGAAACUACAAAAUGAGUUACAUAGGCCGUGUUCUAAUUUACGGAGGUCGCGGAGCUUUGGGAUCAAAAUGCGUAUCCCAUUUCAAGACCAAUGAUUUUUGGGUUGGUUGUGUAGACGUUGAAGAAAACACAGAAGCCGACUUAAGUAUAGUGAUUAACACAAAUGAUCCUUUAAAACAACAAGAAGGAAUAAUUUUGGGCAGUAUCAAAUCCGUUUUGCAUGACUGCAAGUUAGAUGGUGUUUUCUGUGUGGCCGGCGGAUGGGUCGCUGGAGGAUUGGAAAGAGAUUUUGUGAGAACUACCGAUUUAAUGUGGAAACUUAAUGUUUGCCCAUCAAUAAUCUCUACGUCCAUAGCUUCGAAAUACUUAAAAGAAAACGGAAUUUUAAUGCUUACAGGUUCCAAAGCAGGUUUGGAACCAAGCCACAAAUUACUCCCAUACGGCCUAUCCAAAAAUACGGUUCACUAUUUGGCAAAAUCUCUAGUUGAUGACCAUAACAGUCUCCCCAUGGGUACCACAGUUGUAGCUCUAGUUCCUGACAUUUUGGACACUCCUUUUAACAGAGAAUGUAUGCCGCAUGCAGAUCGGGCCAGUUGGACUCCAUUGGACUUUUUGGCAGAUUUGUUCUUCAGGUGGUCCAUUGGAGAGGAGAAGCCUUUAUCCGGACUGGUGCAGUUGAUUACUAGAAAAUCCAAAACUGAACUGAAAGUUUUAACUUCGCCAAAUAGCAGUUGCAGGAGGAUUGGAAACGUAUCUUUUAUGGAAGUUCCGGAGUUGCAUUAAGCCUUUGAUGCAAUUUAAUGUACUAUUUAAUAAACUCCUAUUCAACUUUGCUUUAUUAUACACAUAUAUGUGUAUAAUAUAAUAUACUAUAU
This is a messenger RNA of Brassicogethes aeneus, 962 nucleotides long. The record is from the annotation of a GenBank genome assembly. Lineage: Eukaryota; Metazoa; Arthropoda; Insecta; Coleoptera; Nitidulidae.